CCAAGGGAUUGACGAUUAGAUCCCCCCUCAUCUUCAUUUACUGAUCGUCUCGAAAUCAAACGAAUCAUCAUAUCAAAUCUGCCCACAAAUUAUGUGCUUCCAAGUUAAAUGCAGUACCUGCCAGAAAAUUACAUGGAAGGGUUGCGGGAAGCAUGUCGACCAGGCCCCUUUGCGCAUCCAUGACGGCCCGCUGCCGCCGAUACACAUGCGCUUACAGGUGAUGAAGAACGUGGAUGAGAAAGACAAGUGCACCUGCACCCGCGAAACAUCAUCUGCGGUUUCAACGACGACGUCGACGUCGCCUCCGCAAAGUUGGGGUUCCCGAUUUGCGCCAUCGUGGUGGAAGUCUUGACUUAUAAGAAAGGGGGACGUUGCAAAUGAUGAUUAGCCUGUCCGCGGUGCCGUCAUUCUGGUUGCGUCCUGCCUUAACUGAUCGAUCCUGUAUUGUGCACUCCUGAAUAUUGACCUCGUUCAAAUAUUUCUCUUGUUGAAAAACCAAAAAAGGGGUGAA
This is a messenger RNA of Cantharellus anzutake, 511 nucleotides long. RefSeq lists its product as uncharacterized. Lineage: Eukaryota; Fungi; Basidiomycota; Agaricomycetes; Cantharellales; Hydnaceae. The transcript has 3 exons. The record is from RefSeq and is a predicted model, not a curated record. Bases 92 to 352 code for a protein of 86 amino acids.